Salarias fasciatus (jewelled blenny) is the source of this 3033-nucleotide messenger RNA. RefSeq names its product solute carrier family 12 member 3 (gene slc12a3). Gene Ontology annotation, cellular component: apical plasma membrane. The record is from RefSeq and is a predicted model, not a curated record. Gene Ontology annotation, molecular function: sodium:potassium:chloride symporter activity. Gene Ontology annotation, biological process: chloride transmembrane transport; sodium ion transmembrane transport; potassium ion import across plasma membrane. Lineage: Eukaryota; Metazoa; Chordata; Actinopteri; Blenniiformes; Blenniidae. Bases 1 to 3033 code for a protein of 1010 amino acids. The transcript has 26 exons.
AUGGAUUCGGCGGCGAACGGCGUCCGGCUGGCCGCCUUCAGGCCCGGCCCUCCGCCUGCGCCCGCGGAGCCGGGCCCGCCCGGGUUCCUGGGUCGUCACGGCGACGGCGGCGGCUACGACACCCUGGACGCUCCGCCGCACCACGACUUCUACGCCCGGACGGCGGCGGCGGGCCGGCGGCGCCGCGCCAGGCCGUCCCUGUUCCAGCUGCACGGCCGGGUCCAGGACCCGUCCAGACCGCCGCUCUACGAGGAGACCACCUCCGGACCGGACGGGGGGGACAGCUCGCAGGAGGACGAGGACCAGCCGGAGGAGCCCUCAUCCCAGCCAGCUCGCUUCGGCUGGAUCCAGGGGGUCAUGAUCCGCUGCAUGCUGAACAUCUGGGGUGUGAUCCUGUACCUGCGGCUGCCCUGGAUCACGGCUCAGGCCGGAAUCGGUCUGACCUGGGUCAUCGUCCUGGUCUCGUCCUGCAUCACCGGGGUCACAGGCCUGUCCACCGCCGCCAUCGCCACCAACGGCAAGGUCAAGUCAGGGGGGACCUACUUCCUGAUCAGCCGGAGUCUGGGUCCGGAGCUGGGCGGCUCCAUCGGCCUCAUCUUCGCCUUCGCCAACGCCGUGGCGGUCGCCAUGCACACGGUGGGCUUCGCCGAGACCGUCCGGGACCUCAUGGCCGAGCACGGCGCCGUCAUGGUGGACCCGGUCAACGACAUCCGGAUCGUCGGCAUCGUCACCGUCACCGCGCUGCUGGGAAUCUCCAUGGCCGGGAUGGCCUGGGAGUCCAAGGCUCAGGUUCUCUUCUUCCUGGUCAUCCUGGUUUCUUUCGCGAACUACAUCGUUGGAACCUUCAUUCCUGCUUCAGCAGAGAAACAGUCCAGAGGAUUCUUCAGCUACAGAGCGGACAUCUUUGCGGAGAACUUCGUCCCGGGCUGGCGGGGGCCCGACGGGAACUUCUUCGCCAUGUUCUCCAUCUUCUUCCCGUCGGCGACGGGGAUCCUGGCCGGAGCCAACAUCUCCGGAGACCUGAAGGAUCCGGCGGUGGCGAUCCCCCGGGGAACCCUGAUGGCCAUCCUGCUGACCACCCUGUCCUACCUGGUCAUCUCCGCCACCAUCGGAGCCUGUGUGGUGCGCGACGCCUCCGGUUUGCUCAACGACACUCUGUCCGGCCCGGCCUGCUCCGGCUUGGCCUGCAGGUACGGCUGGGACUUCAGCCGCUGCACCGGCAACCUCACCUGCAGCCACGGCCUCAGCAACUACUACCAGGCCAUGAGCAUGGUGUCGGGUUUCGCUCCGCUCAUCACCGCCGGGAUCUUCGGAGCGACUCUGUCUUCGGCGCUGGCCUGUCUGGUUUCAGCUCCUAAAGUCUUCCAGUGCCUGUGUCAGGACCGGCUGUACCCGCUCAUCGGCUUCUUCGGGAAAGGCUACGGGAAAAACCAGGAGCCAAUCAGAGGCUACCUGCUGACCUACGUCAUCGCCGCCGCCUUCAUCCUCAUCGCGGAGCUCAACACCAUCGCUCCCAUCAUCUCCAACUUCUUCCUCUGCUCCUACUGCCUCAUCAACUUCAGCUGCUUCCAUGCCUCCGUCACCAACUCUCCAGGCUGGCGUCCGUCCUUCCGGUUCUACAGUAAGUGGCUGUCCCUGCUGGCGGCGCUGGUCUGCGCCGUCAUCAUGUUCCUGCUCAACUGGUGGGCCGCCCUGAUCGCCUUCGGCAUCGUGCUGCUGCUGCUGGGAUACACACUGUAUCGGAGGCCCGAGGUCAACUGGGGCUCGUCGGUCCAGGCCAGCUCCUACAGCCUGGCGCUGAGCCAGUGCGAGGGUCUGAACCGGGUCCAGGACCACGUGAAGAACUACCGGCCGCAGUGCCUGGUCCUGAGCGGGCCCCCCGGGACCCGGCCGGCCCUGGUGGACCUGGUGGGGCUCCUCACCAAGCGGCUCAGCCUGAUGCUGUGUGGGGACGUGGUCUGUGCCGGCCCCUCCCCCGCCGCGCUGCAGGAGCUGAGCGGCGACCGCCACACUGCCUGGCUCAACGGCCGGGGCGUCCGGGCCUUCUACAGGGGGGUCCUGGCCCCGGACCUCCGGUCUGGAGCCAACAUCCUGCUGCAGGGCGCCGGUCUGGGCCGGAUGAAGCCCAACAUCUUGCUCAUGGGCUUCAAGUCGGACUGGAGCAGAGCCUCGGCGCCGGCGGCUCAGAGCUACGUCCAGAUCCUGCACGAUGCCUUCGACCUGCAGUACGGAGUGUGUGUCCUGAGAAUGAAGGACGGACUGGACGUCUCUCACAUGUCUCCGUCUCACGUGAAUCCAGGAUUUGAUGAAACACAGGUACACACACACACACACACACACACACACACACACACACACACACACACUCAGCCUGCCGGUCUGUCCUCAGCCUCCUUCCCGCCGGAGCCUCAGAUCCAGACUCAGUUCCAGAGGAAGCAGCGACGGCAGAGCGUCCACGUCUACUGGCUGGGAGACGACGGAGGCCUCACCCUGCUGCUGCCCUACCUUCUGACCCGUAGGAGGCGCUGGUCUCGCUGCUGCGUCCGGGUCUUCGUGGGCGGAGAACGGGACCGGCUGGAGGAGCGGCGGGCGGAGGCGCUGGCGCUGAUCCAGAGGUUCCGUCUGGGGUUCCGGGACGUGGAGGUUCUCCCCGACGUCUUCCAGGACCCUCAGCCGCACAGCGUGCGUCGGUUCGAGGACUUGGUCAGCUGCUUCAGGCUGGACUCCAACCCGAAGCAGGACUCCCAGGCACAGGCGUGGAACCGGCAACCCGGGGAGCCCUGGAUGAUCACGGACCAGGACUACGAGAAGAACCGGGCCAAGUCUCUCCGUCAGAUCCGGCUGAACGAGGUUCUGCAGGACCGGUCCGGAGACGCCGCCCUGAUCCUCAUCACCAUGCCGGUCGGCAGGAGGGGGGCGUGUCCCGGCGCGCUCUACCUGUCCUGGCUGGACGUCCUGUCCCGGGACCUGAGACCCCCGGUCCUGAUGGUCCGGGGGAACCAGGAGAACGUCCUCACCUUCUACUGCCAGUGA